AUGAGCCUGUGGCAGAGAUUGACCCCGCUGGUGUCCAAGGGGCGAAGUUUAGCCACGGCGUCGGCCAGCGCCGGGGGUCACCACGGGGACGGGACAGGAGCCAGAACAUGGAAGAUCCUGUCAUUUGUGGUGGCGCUGCCUGGCGUGGCUAUCUGCAUGCUGAACGCCUGGCUGCAGAUGGAGAAUCACCCCCACGAGCCUGAGGAGUUCGUGCCCUACCACCACCUGCGUAUUCGCACCAAGGCAUUCCCCUGGGCUGAUGGGAACCACAGCCUCUUCCACAACCCCCACACCAACCCCCUGCCCACAGGCUAUGAAGAAGCAAGGGGUCAUCACUGA
This is a messenger RNA of Emys orbicularis (European pond turtle), 339 nucleotides long. RefSeq names its product cytochrome c oxidase subunit 6A, mitochondrial-like. The transcript is spliced from 3 exons. Gene Ontology annotation, biological process: mitochondrial electron transport, cytochrome c to oxygen. The record is from RefSeq and is a predicted model, not a curated record. Gene Ontology annotation, cellular component: mitochondrial inner membrane. Gene Ontology annotation, molecular function: enzyme regulator activity. Bases 1 to 339 code for a protein of 112 amino acids. NCBI's taxonomy places the organism in Eukaryota, Metazoa, Chordata, Testudines, Emydidae.